AUGCAAAAAACAGCAUUAAAAUUAUUUUAAAUAUUAAUAAAACAUAAAUGCCAUUUUUUAUUCUUAAGGAAUUCUUUUUAUCAUGCUGAUUCUANACCAAGAUGUUGUUUCCGUACGAUUGUAGGAAGACCAAAAUAUAAUUUCAAAAUUAAGGACAAAGGAAUCUACGUUGGAGAUGAAGUUCUUAGUAGAAUUAAUGCUUUAUAAUUGAAGUAGCCAAUUUAAUGUGGGAUAAUUUAAGAUUGGGAAGGUAUAGAAAGUGUGUAUAAACUAUUAAGAUAUGGAAAUAAUUUGGAAUCAUUUGUAUUUAAAUGAGUUAAGAGUUAAACCAGAAGAACACCCAGUUUUAUUGACUGAAUCUCCAAUGAAUCCAACUGCAAACAGAUAAAAAAUGGCAGAAAUCUUCUUCGAAAAAUUCAAAGUGCCAUCAUUCUGCACAAUUAAUCAAGCAGUUCUCUCACUCAGUUUUUAAGGAAGAAGUACUGGUAUAGUCUUAGAUUCUGGAGAUGGUGUUUCGAACAUAGUUCCAAUCGAUGGAUAUUAGACAAAUCGAGAUGCUGUUCUAAGAAUUGACUUGGCAGGAAGAGCCUGCACCCAUAAUUUGAUUUCCAUCUGUGACGAAUUGGAUAAUUCAACAUAAUCUGAUAUAGAAAUUGUUAGAGACAUAAAAGAGAAAUUAUGCUAUGUUGCUCUUGAUUUUGAAGAGGAAAUGAAGAAAUACAAAGAAAGUGCUGCAAACAACAGACAUUAUGAAUUACCAGAUGGAAAUAUUCUUGUUGUAUAAAAUUAAAGAUUCAGAUGUACUGAAUUGCUCUUUAAUCCUUAACUCUUUAAUAUCCAUUACUUGGGUAUUAGUAUCCCUGGUAUUCAUGAGUUAUUAAAGAGUUCUAUUGAGAAGUGCGAUAUUGAUUUGAGAAAAGAAUAGUAAGAAUGUUGAAUUAUAUCUUAGUUAUGGAAAUAUUUUACUCUCUGGAGGUAAUACAAUGUUGCCAGGAUUCCAAGAAAGAUUGAGCAAAGAAUUAACUUACUUUCACCAUCAAAUUAAAAAAAAAAUUAUUGCCCCACCAUAAAGAAAAUACUCAGCAUUUAUUGGAGGAUCAUACUUAUCAUUCUCAUCUUCAUUCUAAAUGUUUUUAAUAUCAGGCUCUGAAUAUUAAGAAAGUGGUCCAUCGAUUCUUCACAAAAGCAUUAUGUGA
Paramecium primaurelia is the source of this 1196-nucleotide messenger RNA. NCBI's taxonomy places the organism in Eukaryota, Ciliophora, Oligohymenophorea, Peniculida, Parameciidae. The record is from the annotation of a GenBank genome assembly.